CAGGGUAUCGUGCUAGGUAAAUACCUACUGCUUUGUUCGGUGCAGUUAAAAUUUAAAUUUGAAAAUAGUAAUCAUUGUUCAAAUACCUCUUUAAGAAUCUAUACGACAUUAUCAUUUAAUUCACAUGUACCUACAUUAUAUUUCGAAUUAAAAGUUAAUUUCAAUAAUUAUUAACUAAUGAGAUAUUUCAAAAUUGGUUAGAUCGAAUUGUAAAUAAAUAGGAAACAUGCAUCUCUCGAGUUUAAUCGAAAAUUAUUCUAUAAAUAGUGAAAAUAUAGUGAACGUAACCGAGUUUGAUUCUCCUGUGGGAAAAGUUAUAGCGGCGGGUGAUGCUGAGUUUAUAUAUUUCGUUUGUUUCGAAGACUCCAAGAAUUUAGAUAAAAUAUUUAAAACAGUGUCGGAAGAAUUAUCGUGCUCUUUCAAAGAAGGCAAGAAUAAGUUACUAGAGAUAGUUGAAAAUGAAUUAAGACAGUACUUUGCAGGGGAACUCAAGAAAUUUACAGUUCCUAUUAAAACAUUUGGUUCUGAUUUCCAAAAGGAAGUAUGGAAUAAACUGAGUGAUGUACCAUAUGGGUCCACACAAACAUACGGGGACAUAGCAGAAUCUCUAGGCCGGUCAGGAGGUCAUGCUCGAGCAAUAGGAGCUGCUUGCGGGGCCAAUUCUCAUUUUAUAAUAAUCCCAUGCCAUCGAAUUGUAGCUUCUGAUUCUAAAGGAGGUUUUAGUGGUGGUCUUGAUAGAAAAGAAUGGUUGUUGGAACAUGAAAAACUGUUUACUGAAUGAUGUAAAGUUAAAAAUAAAAGUUUGUUAAUUACAA
Colias croceus (clouded yellow) is the source of this 815-nucleotide messenger RNA. RefSeq names its product methylated-DNA--protein-cysteine methyltransferase. NCBI's taxonomy places the organism in Eukaryota, Metazoa, Arthropoda, Insecta, Lepidoptera, Pieridae. Bases 227 to 781 code for a protein of 184 amino acids. Gene Ontology annotation, molecular function: methylated-DNA-[protein]-cysteine S-methyltransferase activity. Gene Ontology annotation, biological process: DNA repair. The record is from RefSeq and is a predicted model, not a curated record. The transcript has 2 exons.